AUGAUGCUUCCUCAACAGACAACAAUGGUUUCGAGUUCGAGUACGAGUAACAACAAGAGCAACAAGAGCAACAGCAACAGCAUGGGCAUGAAGACUCUAAAGGCUGGUAUGGGUACUGGUAUGCAUAGUAGCGUAGGUGUAGGUGUAGGUGUAGGUGUAGGUAGUACUGGUAGUGCAGGAGGAGCAAUGCCACUGAUUUGUGUGCCUCAGUUACACAAGAAGCGAUUUCACCGCGAGAAGAAGAACAUGAAGUUGCGCAUGCGGAGAUCACUGAGUGCUCCCUUGCAUAACGUGCAGCAGCACCUUGUCAUGCCUGAUCACAAGCAUGAAGCCCCCUUGUCUCCAGAUCGGUGGAGUUCCACUUCCAGCAGUUCAGGUGGGCGUAGUACUGGUACUGGUACUGGUAGGGAUAGUGCUACAGGUGGUACUGGUGCUAUUAAUAGUUGUAACAGAAAGAGCAAGCUGUCCUCCAGACCUGGCUUUCAAGAAUCAGAUCACAAGAAAAGAGACUCCAAGUUCAAAUUGCCUACCAGACAAACUAGUUUCCAACAGGAAGAAGAACAGCAGCAGCAGCAACACCACCAAAAACCUCAGACUGUUGUCACUCAGCCUACUACUGGUGCUGGUACUGGUACCGGUACUAGUACUAGACACUCCAUCUUCAUGUCCAACUUGAACUUGAAUGCAAACAGAAACAGCAGACAAGCAGCUGUCAGGAGAACAAAGUCCAAUGUGGAAACAGUAGGGAAAAUCAUUGAUCAGGUUCUAUGGGAAUUGGAGGCAGCACAGUCACCCAACCAAUAG
This is a messenger RNA of Seminavis robusta, 804 nucleotides long. NCBI's taxonomy places the organism in Eukaryota, Bacillariophyta, Bacillariophyceae, Naviculales, Naviculaceae. The record is from the annotation of a GenBank genome assembly.